Apiotrichum porosum is the source of this 309-nucleotide messenger RNA. RefSeq lists its product as uncharacterized. Lineage: Eukaryota; Fungi; Basidiomycota; Tremellomycetes; Trichosporonales; Trichosporonaceae. The transcript has 3 exons. The record is from RefSeq and is a predicted model, not a curated record. Bases 1 to 309 code for a protein of 102 amino acids.
AUGGUCCGUCUUAUCAAGACAGACAAGGCCGAGUCGGAGGCCCUCUAUGUCUUCGCCGACAUUAAGAAGUUCUCGUACUUCGCUAUCAAGAAGCAGAUCAUCGGCUUCGACUUGGACCCCAACAACGGGCAGGUCCUCUUCGACGUUGCCAAGGUCUCGGCCGAGGCCGAGAAGAACAUUGCCCCCGCGGGCAACCACCUCGCCAAGCGCCGUCGUCCCGAGGACGAGGAGGUUGACGAGGAGCACCGCGCUAAGAUGCGCCGCAUCCACGAGUGGCGUGUGCAUCGAAUCGAAGUCUACAUAUAUUAG